GGGUGCCAUUUACACUACACCACCCUCGUAGGAUUGUGAGUUGGUUCCUGGGGUUGUUGAAGGGAGCUGAAUCCAGAUGCAAGAUUACGUGCUAAUUAAUAUUCCCAAUUAAUCCGGUAAAGCAACAAUAUAUACCCCACUACCCUGCAGCCGUGACAUCGGUCCGGGAGUUUUCAUCUCGUACUAGGGUACACCUAGAUAAGUAGUGUAUUGAUCGACAUAUGAUCAACAUUACAUACAGAUGAAUAUAAUUAUAGUCAGCCCUCAUCCUGUGUGUGCUCAAGUCACAGGACAGCAAUGACAGGUACACGGAGGCGACUCGAUGAUACACUCGGGGAGGUCUUAGCGCGUCGAAAAACUCACGACAGGCUCAGAAAAUUGAGUAUUAUCCCAGCCAACUUUAUCGAUUUUUCAUCCAAUGGUUAUUUGUCUUUAUCAACAAACCGGGAAAUUCAGAAAUCAUUACUUUCUCGCUUACAGGCCGAAGUCGCAGCUCUAGAGGAUUGCAACGGAUCGCGCGAUUUGCGUAGGUCGCUCCUCGGCUCAGGAGGUUCUCGUCUCCUUGACGGCAAUUCGCCCCUUGCAGAGUCGCUUGAAACCAAGAUUGCCUCUUUUCAUGGCGCGGAAUCUGCGCUUCUAUUUACUUCCGCAUAUGAUGCCAACACCGGAUUGCUUGGUUCUGUCCCGCAGCCCGGAGAUGUGAUUCUCUACGACGAGCUGAUUCAUGCGAGCGUUCAUGACGGAAUGCGUAUGAGCCGGGCCACUAGAAGGAUCCCAUUUGCGCAUAGUUCCAUAUCAGAGGCCCAACGGGGACGAGUUUCUGACACCAAGGAAAGCCGUGCGGCUAGUGGUAGUAAGAACUACGGGCUCGAUCAUGUUCUGAGGGAAUUAAUGAAAGAUAAGCGUGUCACUAACUGCCAAGCCAACGUUUUCAUUUGCGUAGAAGGGCUUUACAGCAUGGACGGUGAUACUAUACACUUGAAAGAAAUUGUUGAGACGGUUGAUCGAUACCUACCAUCUGGAAACGGAUACAUCAUAGUCGAUGAAGCGCACUCGGUAGGUGUGUUCGGCAAAGAUGGCCGUGGGCUAGUAUGCCAGCUCGGCUUAGAGAAUCGAAUAUGGGCGAGGGUACUUGGUUUUGGGAAAGCGUUGGGGUGUGCCGGAGGCGUCGUUUUAUGCUCCCUUAUUACUCGAUAUUACUUGAUAAACUACGCCAGAAGUCUUAUAUAUACGACAUCGAUGACCUUUACGUCACUGGCCAGCAUAGAUGUUGUUUACGAUUUUCUCAUAAGCGGACAGUCCGAACCAUUGCGACGACAUUUGGAAACUCUCAUUUACUACACGCGCCAUCAACUUCAUACUCUCUACUCUCGUUUAAAUCCAAAUCGACACACACUUUAUGUUGAGCAAACAACCCUGAAGUCACCCAUUAUCCCGAUUCUAACCGCCUCCCCUCGUAGCCUCGCGAAACAUUGUCAACGCUUCGGCUUCAUGGUACGUCCUAUCGUAAGCCCAACCGUACCCAUAGGAAGCGAGCGAGUAAGAGUCUGCUUGCAUUAUUCUAACACAAAAGAGCAAGUUGAUGAACUAUGCGGUGUGAUUGAGCUGUGGGUAAAAGCUCAAAUGGCCGAAGAGAUUCUUAAAAAGGGUACAGAAAUUACAGACGUGUUCACCAAGGGAGAUAAGGCGCGAUUAUGA
Daldinia decipiens is the source of this 1698-nucleotide messenger RNA. RefSeq names its product PLP-dependent transferase. NCBI's taxonomy places the organism in Eukaryota, Fungi, Ascomycota, Sordariomycetes, Xylariales, Hypoxylaceae. Gene Ontology annotation, biological process: biosynthetic process. The transcript is spliced from 2 exons. Bases 298 to 1698 code for a protein of 466 amino acids. The record is from RefSeq and is a predicted model, not a curated record. Gene Ontology annotation, molecular function: pyridoxal phosphate binding.